Cavia porcellus (domestic guinea pig) is the source of this 2392-nucleotide messenger RNA. RefSeq names its product FAST kinase domains 2 (gene Fastkd2). Bases 287 to 2308 code for a protein of 673 amino acids. The record is from RefSeq and is a predicted model, not a curated record. Gene Ontology annotation, cellular component: mitochondrial matrix; ribonucleoprotein granule. The transcript is spliced from 12 exons. NCBI's taxonomy places the organism in Eukaryota, Metazoa, Chordata, Mammalia, Rodentia, Caviidae. Gene Ontology annotation, biological process: mitochondrial RNA processing; regulation of mitochondrial mRNA stability. Gene Ontology annotation, molecular function: RNA binding.
UAUUCUAUAUUUCAGUAUUCAAGAAAAUUCCGCCAGCGUUUUACGCUUUUUCUUCUCUAGACAUCUUACAACCAUCGCGAACGUAUGCUUUUUGGCCGUGAAAGGAAUCCAUAAACUCUCGCGAUAUUUGUAACUCUCGGGGACGCUGUCAUGGCUGCACCCGUAGACGGCCACUGGGUUUCGUUCUAAGGAAAAUGACCGCAUGUAUUCUCUUUCACUGUGGAAGUGAUUUUUGUUUCAUAGUGACAUCUGGAAGGCAUUUGAACGUGUUUCACUGGAUAGCAAAAUGAGUAACAAAACAGGUUCCAUUUUAUGGAGCCUCAGACGAUUCAGUACUCUUGUUCCAGCUAGAAGAACUUUGAGUAUAUAUUCUUUGGGACUUUGCAGACCAAAACUUGCUCAUUCAAAUUGGAACCCAAGAAACUGUCCAAUUAAUGACUUUGAUAAUAGAAUGCAGCCAUCUGUUGUUAGAUACCUCUUUUGGGAUGCAUUGAUGUUAAAGUCACAAAAUGAUGGCUUUGAGUCAGAAAACUUAAAUACUGUAACAGUCUUUAGAGUUGACAGACUUUGUUCUAGAAAAAUAUCCUUUGACUCAAAACAUUCUUUUAUUUCUGCUGGUACUUGUGAUAAUGAAUUGAAGAAAGUAAACUUUCAUCAUGACGUCUCUAGUAAAGAUGAGCUCUCCCAGGAAAUGAAACCAACCCCUAUCAGCUAUACAAAACUAUCUGAGGAGUCCAAUUCUCUGAGUGAUGUGUUAGAUGCAUUUUCAGAAGCACCUACAUUUCCUAGUAGUAAAUACUUCUUAGCACUGUGGACAGUUGCCAAAAGGAUGUCUGAGGAUCAGAAGCGCUAUGAAAAGCAGUUGAUGUUUAAGCACCCUGCGUUUAACCAGCUGUGUGAACAAGCGAUCAGAGAAGCCAACCGCAUGCACUAUAACCAGCUGCUGUACAGUCUUCACGCGAUAGUGAAACUGGGAGUCUUUCAGAAUACGCUUGUGGUGCAGACUUUGUUGCGGGUCAUCCAGGAACGUAUCAACGAGUGUGAUGAGAGAGAUCUCUCAAUUCUGUCAGCUCUUUUACAGGCGAUGGAGCCAUGUAAGAAUGUCCAUGCUCUUCAGACAGGAUUGUGGUUGCUAGUUGAUCAGCAAGUUUGGAAAAUAAAACACAUCUUCUCAUUACAAACUGUGAUGAAAUAUAUUGGAAAAGACGCACCAGUGGCUCUUAAGAGGAAAUUGGAGAUAAAAGCCUUGAUGGAACUCAGCAGGUUCUCACACGUGAACAGCCUGCACAUGUUUGAGGUCCUGGCCUCCAUGAACCACCGUUCCGUCGUGCUCCUGAAUGCCUGCAGCAAGGUGGCCGUGGAUAAUAUCCAUGGCUGUUCUAUUAAAAUAUUCAUCAGCAUAUUGCAAUCCUGCAAGGACCUUCGAUACUAUAAUUCAGAUCUCUUCAAGGGAAUAGCAGAUUAUGUGGCUACAACGUUUGAUAUCUGGAAGGUGAAACAUGUUGUUUUUCUCCUCAUUUUGUUUGAAAAACUUAGCUUUCGACCCCUUUAUUUGAUGAACGUGUUUGUGAAGAAAAUCACUGAGGAGCCUGAACUUCUAAACCAGAAAAACAUCAUCUCUAUUCUGCAUGUGUAUUCUUCUCUCAAUUACAUCGACAAAGAGUUCCUAGACAUGAUAGCCCGCACUCUGACUGACUGUCUUCACCACGUCUCGCAUGAAAACCUGCUGGAUGCUUUGUGUUCAUUUUGCAAAAUGAAUUACUUCCCCUCCACUCUUCUUGAUGAGCUCCUCCAGAAGGAUGUCAUCAGCGAGCUGCUGACGACAGGUGACACAGAGAAGAAUAUUUACAAGCUUCAUGUUGUGGAUGCUUGUCUGCAACUGGAUUGUGCUUCUUAUCCCAAGGCCAUUGGCACAGCCCUGCCCCUGCUGCCAUCUUUUCCUUCGUUUCCAAAUGAGAAAGUCACCGAAGGACUGAACAGGCUUCUAGAGGGCAGCAGAGAUUUCUUGUCAAAAGAUGUGCAGUUGCCGCAUAAUUACUAUAUUGAUUUUGAAAUCAGAACAGAUGCCAACAGGAGGGUAGCUGUGCUGUGUGUUCCCAAGUCUGCAUACUGUUUGGAUUUAAGCCACCCCAGAGGAUUCCUGGCCAUGAAAAUACGACAUCUGAAUAUAAUGGGUUUUCACGUGGUCUUGGUCAAACGCUGGGAGAUGGAAAAGCUGAAGAUGGAGGAUGCAAUCCUAUUUCUGAAGAAUAAGAUCUAUUCAUCUGAAGUUGUUCCUACUAAAGCAAAUUCACAAAGCCCGUAUUAAAAUAAAAACCAACCUUUUCAUAUUAGAAUACAUAGAUUUAUAAAAAUAACUUUAAUAAAGACUGUAGUACCAUUAUCAGUAGAA